This is a messenger RNA of Pongo pygmaeus (Bornean orangutan), 1795 nucleotides long. RefSeq names its product isocitrate dehydrogenase (NADP(+)) 2 (gene IDH2). Gene Ontology annotation, biological process: NADP+ metabolic process; isocitrate metabolic process. Bases 149 to 1507 code for a protein of 452 amino acids. The transcript is spliced from 11 exons. Gene Ontology annotation, cellular component: mitochondrion. Gene Ontology annotation, molecular function: isocitrate dehydrogenase (NADP+) activity; magnesium ion binding; NAD binding. The record is from RefSeq and is a predicted model, not a curated record. Lineage: Eukaryota; Metazoa; Chordata; Mammalia; Primates; Hominidae.
AUGGGGCGGCGGGCCCGGCAGCCCCGCCCCGGUGGUGUCCGCGCGGCCCGCGCCCGCCAGGCCCAGCGUUAGCCCGCGGUCAGGCAGCCGGGAGGAGCGGCGCGCGCUCGGACCUCUCCCGCCCUGCUUGUUCGCUCUCCUGCUUGGGAUGGCCGGCUACCUGCGGGUCGUGCGCUCGCUCUGCAGAGCCUCAGGCUCGCGGCCGGCCUGGGCGCCGGCGGCCCUGACAGCCCCCACCUCGCAAGAGCAGCCGCGGCGCCACUAUGCCGACAGAAGGAUCAAGGUGGCGAAGCCCGUGGUGGAGAUGGAUGGUGAUGAGAUGACCCGUAUCAUCUGGCAGUUCAUCAAGGAGAAGCUCAUCCUGCCCCACGUGGACAUCCAGCUAAAGUAUUUUGACCUCGGGCUCCCAAACCGUGACCAGACCGAUGACCAGGUCACCACUGAUUCUGCACUGGCCACCCAGAAGUACAGUGUGGCUGUCAAGUGUGCCACCAUCACCCCUGAUGAGGCCCGUGUGGAAGAGUUCAAGCUGAAGAAGAUGUGGAAAAGUCCCAAUGGAACUAUCCGGAACAUCCUGGGGGGGACUGUCUUCCGGGAGCCCAUCAUCUGCAAAAACAUCCCACGCCUAGUCCCUGGCUGGACCAAGCCCAUCACCAUAGGCAGGCACGCCCAUGGCGACCAGUACAAGGCCACAGACUUUGUGGCAGACCGGGCCGGCACGUUCAAAAUGGUCUUCACCCCAAAAGACGGCAGCGGUGUGAAGGAGUGGGAAGUGUACAACUUCCCCGCAGGCGGCGUGGGCGUGGGCAUGUACAACACCGACGAGUCCAUCUCGGGUUUUGCGCACAGCUGCUUCCAGUAUGCCAUCCAGAAGAAAUGGCCGCUGUACAUGAGCACCAAGAACACCAUACUGAAAGCCUACGAUGGGCGUUUCAAGGACAUCUUCCAGGAGAUCUUUGACAAGCACUAUAAGACCGACUUCGACAAGAAUAAGAUCUGGUAUGAGCACCGGCUCAUUGACGACAUGGUGGCUCAGGUCCUGAAGUCUUCGGGCGGCUUUGUGUGGGCCUGCAAGAACUAUGACGGAGAUGUGCAGUCAGACAUCCUGGCCCAGGGCUUUGGCUCCCUUGGCCUGAUGACGUCCGUCCUGGUCUGCCCUGAUGGGAAGACAAUUGAGGCUGAGGCCGCUCAUGGGACCGUCACCCGCCACUAUCGGGAGCACCAGAAGGGCCGGCCCACCAGCACCAACCCCAUCGCCAGCAUCUUUGCCUGGACACGCGGCCUGGAGCACCGGGGGAAGCUGGAUGGAAACCAAGACCUCAUCAGGUUUGCCCAGACGCUGGAGAAAGUGUGCGUGGAAACGGUGGAGAGUGGAGCCAUGACCAAGGACCUGGCGGGCUGCAUUCACGGCCUCAGCAAUGUGAAGCUGAACGAGCACUUCCUGAACACCACGGACUUCCUCGACACCAUCAAGAGCAACCUGGACAGAGCCCUGGGCAGGCAGUAGGGGGAGGCGCCACCCAUGGCUGCAGUGGAUGGGCCAGGGCCGAGCCGGCGGGUCCUCCUGAGCGCGGCAGAGGGUGAGCCUCACAGCCCCUCUCUGGAGGCCUUUCUAGGGGAUGUUUUUUUAUAAGCGAGAUGUUUUUAGAAGCAUAUGUGUGUUUCCCCUCAUGGUGACGUGAGGCAGGAGCAGUGUGUUUUACCUCAGCCAGUCAGUAUGUUUUGCAUACUGUAAUUUAUAUUGCCCUUGGAACACAUGGUGCCAUAUUUAGCUACUAAAAAGCUCUUCACAAAA